Messenger RNA from Thelazia callipaeda (thelaziosis nematode), 1389 nucleotides. The record is from the annotation of a GenBank genome assembly. NCBI's taxonomy places the organism in Eukaryota, Metazoa, Nematoda, Chromadorea, Rhabditida, Thelaziidae.
AUGGUACAGUUCAUGUGCGAUGUAUUGAAUGAAAAAUCUGGCCAUUAUUGUCGAUCAAAUUCUAAAGACGACCGACGAACUAAUUUGUCAGGUUCCACACGUAUCAUACGUGGUGGUGGAUCGCGUUUUCCAUACAAUACGUCAUUAUCAUAUACACGUCAUACUGUUAAUCGACGCCGUGAUCACGGCUACGAUUAUAUAGGAGGAGCUCUUUCACCUGAAAAAUUGCACAAAGAUUUUUCUUUGAGUAGUCACGAAUUGAAAAUUUUCGGAGAUGCUGUAAAGGGUAUUAAAGUACGUAUUUCGCAUCGGGCAGGAGUUAUCCGCGUUUAUCGCAUCAACAGUCUCCAGCUACCAGCUGAUCAACUAUGGUUCCAAGGCAAAGACGAAAAUGGUAAGGAACGUCGUAUGACUGUGGCAGAUUAUUUCAGUGAACGUUACAGUGAGCUGAAAUAUCCAAAACUACCGUGUGUUCACGUAGGUCCGGUGACUCGUAACAUCUACUUUCCCUUGGAAGUUUGUGUGUUGGAUACUCCACAGAAAUGUAACAAAAAAUUGAACGAGAAGCAAACUUCUGCGAUUAUUCGAGCCGCAGCUGUUGACGCAGUUUCCCGUGAACAGUGUAUCGUUUCACUGUGUGAACAAGCAAACUUCACACAUGAUCCAUUUUUACGUGAAUUUGGUUUGCAAAUUAGUCCGAAAAUGUGUGAAACAGUUGCUCGCGUCUUAACUCCUCCACGAAUUCUUUUUGGGGAAAAUAAUCGUCGAAUGGACCCCGUGGUCAUUCCCAAAGAUGGAGCUUGGUCUUUGGACAACCAACAACUUUAUGUACCGGCUAUUUGCCGUAGCUAUUCGAUGAUUGCUAUGGUCAGUCCACGUGAGCAAAACCACUUGCAGACAUUUUGUCAAGCCUUAACUCAAAAGGCAAGUCAAAUGGGAAUGGAAUUUCCAAACUGGCCUGAUUUGGUGAAGUAUGGUCGAAGUAAAGAAGACGUUGUAAUUAUGUUCAACGAAAUUGCCACGGAGUAUAGGCAAACAGGAACUACGUGUGACAUCAUCAUUGUUGUUUUACCAGCCAAAAAUGCUGAUCUUUACCUAACGGUGAAGGAAUGCAGUGAUAUGGUACACGGAAUAAUGUCGCAGUGUAUUCUUCUGAAAAAUGUAAUACGUCCUUCACCUGCGACAUGUUGCAAUAUCAUCUUGAAAAUGAAUAUGAAACUUGGAGGGAUUAAUUCUCGUGUUGUUGCUGAUUCCGUCACGCAAAAGUAUCUCGUCGAUGUGCCAACCCUUAUAAUUGGCAUUGAUGUGACGCAUCCUACGCAGCAUGAGGAACGUCAAAAUAUUCCAUCUAUAGCUGCUGUUAGUCUUGAUUUUAUUAUGCUAGCUUGA